Messenger RNA from Macadamia integrifolia, 9645 nucleotides. RefSeq names its product serine/threonine-protein kinase ATM. The coding region runs from base 363 to 9464 and encodes 3033 amino acids. Gene Ontology annotation, biological process: DNA repair. Gene Ontology annotation, molecular function: protein serine/threonine kinase activity; protein binding. The record is from RefSeq and is a predicted model, not a curated record. The transcript is spliced from 80 exons. Lineage: Eukaryota; Viridiplantae; Streptophyta; Magnoliopsida; Proteales; Proteaceae.
AAAUACCUCGAGAGAGUUGACGUAGAUUCGAAGCUUGAUUAUAGCUUAAAUCUCUUAGCUAAUGACAAAUUUCAAGGAAUCUUGGAUUCAAGAGUUUUUAAGCCCAAUAAUACGGUAACAUCGCCGCCUCAAGUAAUCUUUUCCAAGGUUUCGUCAGACAAGGCCAAAGCUCGAAGAGUCUACAUCGUCAGUCGGCUGUCCCUCCGCUACUUCUUCUGUUGCAAAAUCAUUCCGAGAGUCGCAGAUAAAUAGUUUCGACCGCCAUUGUAAUAACAAAAAUUAGGUUAAAUUUUUUUUUUUUUUUCCUUGCUGAAUUACAUACUUCUAGAAAUUGAAGAAGUGAAGUCCAAGUGGAAGAUAAUAUGGCAAGCUCAAGAGAUAUUCAAGAAAUCGUUUCGAAGCUUUCAUCAGAUAAGGCCAAAGCUCGGGAAGAAGGAAUAAAGGUGUUGAAUAAUUGGUUGGGAGGGGAAAGAUCGUUUGGCUUCUGCAAGAUUUUAAGCCAGAACACCGCAAAUCUUCAACCAAACGAGAUUCCUCACUCUAAAACAUGGCCGUUCCUUGUAACAUUGCUCAUCCAAUGUAUAGCCUCAGAGAUAUCCACAAGCAAAAGGCGACCACCAAAGUUGCUUUCUGCAAAAACCUUUCGAAUUGCCAUCCAACGAGCAGAGGAUGCAAAGUUUUCGGGCAGGAGGCUACUUCUACUUCCUGUGGUCAAGGCAUUAUUCAGUCACAUCUGGGAUGUGCUAAGGGACGUUCCUACCUUCCAGUCUGAAUAUGGGAUCAUUCUCCGGUAUCUUUUGACAGUGAGAGAUUAUCGCUUUCACAUGAGGAAAAGGGUCUACUGCAGUCUCGUGCUUCUAUACAUGAACAAGGUGGAGACAAGCAUGAGUGGGAAGAACAAUAUACCAAACCCAAAGGGCUGCAUCCUAACUCUACAUUCCCUCUUGGAAAACCCUCCUGUAGAUUUUACUGAUAAUCUUAGAGAAGACAUUGUUAAGGGAUUUGUUCAGAUUUUCUCACAUGUAAGGGACGAGGGGAAAAUUUCACGCAAGCUUAUUGAGUGCAUUAAUACAUAUCUGUCGAAGGAUGGUCCAAAUCUGGGUUGCCAGUCCAUGGAGAUCCAUUCUGCCGCACAGGAAUUUUUGUUGCGUUCAUGGCUUACAACCCACGAUCGGGGUUUGAAGGAUGCCCUUAUUCUAUAUGCAAGGUUGCAACUAAAGCUAGUAAGGACUGCUGCUGAAGGGAGCCAUUUGGUGGAACAACUCUUAGAUGUUGUCUGUAAGGAACUUGAUCAAAACAAUAUGGUGAACACUAGUUUGCCAUGGAGUGAUGCCGCUAAAGAUGACAAGUUUGGAAACUUGACGAGCUUGCAAUUUUGUUUGAUGGAGCUUGCAGCCUUUGUUUUCUACUGGGCAUGUGUCAAUAUGACCAAACAACCAUCUUCAGAAAAGAGAGCUAGAAGAGAAGAUGUUGCAGCCUGUCUGAAGGAGGGGCUUAUGAAAGGGAAGUGGUUAUGGAACUGUGCCUUUUGUUUUCUUAUACGGAAUUACCACUAUCGCAUAAGUAAGGAUCUUGUAAUAUACUGGUUCGAAGGCAUUUGUGAAAGCUUUGAGAGGAUUUUGAAUGAAGGAAACACAAAUCAUGCUUAUAAUGGUGUACUGUGGGUUCUGAGGAGCCUGCAGGAACUCUCUUUUGUGCUGCUUCCCCAAGCAAGUGUUGAUACUCUACAAUGCUCAUCUCUCACCUCUAUCAAGCUUGGUACUAGCUGGCAUAUAAUCUGGACUUGUUUGAUGCAUGUGCUACCCAUAUUCAGUAACGUGACUUCAGUUGCAGAUGCUGCUUUGGUGCUCCUUGGGAACAUGAUUUCGAAUGAACUAGUGAAUACAGUUAUUGUGCCUCAAGAUGUCUGGGAUCUCCGUCUAUUUAAACAUAUGCCAUCGGUGUAUGCUUUGUACUUCAUCACAUGCUACUUUUCAAGAAAAGUUUCCCAGGGUGACCUGCGAGAUGUUUUACAUCUCAGAAAGAAUCUACUGAGAGCUGUUCUUGGAUUACUCAAAUGGAAGGAGUCUCUCGUGUUCAAUGAGCGGGUGGUCAUUUUAUUGCCAGCUGCUAUGUUUUCUCUUUCUACUGGUUGUGUACCCAUUUCUUACUACUCCAAAGGAUUACUCAUGGCAUACUCUUUCACUGAUGCCUCUGAAACUGCAGAUGACUGGUUUAAGAUUGAGGAACGUGACCAUGAAGUUUUGCAAGAAAUUUCUGAGUGUUCUGUAAACAUUUUGUCAGAAAUUGAGCUUGGUCCUCGUGUUGAGGCUUCUCAAUCCCAUUACCGGCACAGUGUGCGUCUUCCUCGGCAGGUAACAGAUCCACUGCUGCAUGAAAUGGAAGACUACUUUCUUGUGGAUGUAAUGGACAAGGAUAUUGGGAAGUUGCUUCUGUCUGAUAUCUUCUAUACAACUUCCCUCUUAUCCAACUGCAUUUACUGUUUGAUCGUAACAAGGCUAAGAGAUGAAAACUCCUCCUUUCUUGCCAAGAUGAUCCAGAAUUUAUUAAAACUACUUGAACAUGCUGUCUCUGUUAUCAAGCAAAACUACUCUGAUCUUCUACAUCAUGGUUGUUUGGGCUCUUGCCCCAUUUUGGAUGGUACUGGCUCUACAUUAGCUUCUCUUCGGAAUUUUCUCUGCUGUCCUCUUUUCAGUUGGAGAGAUCAAAAUGCUGCUGAUUCUGUGCUUUGUGGAUAUACUAUCCAAGCCACUGAGAAGCUCUUAAGGGCUUUGGCUAAGCUUUAUGAGGUAUACUCUGAAUGCUCAAGUAAUGUUCAAUUGGAGAUGGUCAUGGGUAACUUAUCAUCAUCCAAAUCUUGCCUGCAAAAUUCUAAUCCAUCAGAUGGAAGUGAAGUUAAGAUUGUAGAUAUGGAAUUGGAUGUGAAUGACGAUUCCAGUGAUAUGGAUCAUUUAGCUUUUCGUGGGAAGGGUGUGUCUGUCAUUUCUUCUCAUUCUUCUAUGAAGUGGAAGUUGGACAUGAUUACAGCAAUUUCUAGUUUUUUCUCAGUUCUGCCUUCUAUUACAUGGAAAAUCAUGUUUGAUCUCAUGGAAAGAGAAAAAGAUACAAAGGUCUGCGACCAUAUUCUUUGCAGUCUCUGUGAACAUUUUUCCUGGUCUUAUUCUCAUCUGUCGGACUUGGUUGCGUCUGUGGAAAGCAUGGUUGAAAUGAGAUUGAGUCUUAAACUCUCUUGUAAUAGUAUUUUAAAAGCUGUGCAUGUUUUGCUUAAGACGUUGACAUCCUCUGGUUCUGUUGGAAAGGAUAAAAGUGUUAAUUCAUCUGUGCAUGGAAGGGAAGCUGAACAGAGUUUAAUAUCUCUUGGAGACUUGAUAAACAAAAUUUCCACAUUGGAUAUUCUUAAUUGGCCUGGGCGUGUUCAGCUGAUUGACUGCAUAUGCAAAUUUAUUGUUCUUGAUCCUCCAAUCGGUCAGGUUAUGAUUGAAAAGCUUCUUGUGAUGCUUCGAGAUCCUGAUUAUCGAGUUAGGCUUCUCCUAGCUAGACGGGUUGGUGUGCUUUUCCAAACAUGGGAUGGUCAUGAUGAGCUUUUCCUUGAUAUAUGUUCCAACUUUGGUGUGAAGUUGGUUAUGUCCUCCAAAGAGAAACUCGUCAUGGAGAAGGAAGUAUUUACUGCUGGUCCUCAGCCAUCUCCAUUGUUGGAAACUGUCAUUGUUACUCUAGCACAUCUUGCAUUUUACAGCGAGAAAAUAGAGUUGGAGGCUGUUUUUAUGAUAUGUGCACUUGCUGCUAUUGAUCCUUGUCUGAGGGAAUUGGUCUAUGCAGUACUUGACAGUCUAUCAACACGUCUCCGGUACACAACAAGGUUUAAGUACUUGGAGGAACUUAUGGGAUCUAUUCUCUUUUGUUGGGUCAAUUGCAAUAUGAGCUUACUUUCGCUUAUUGAGAUACGGAAUCUAUUCGUUUCUAAAUUGGAGGCUAUUGACUUUGUGCAAUAUUGUUGCCCUUGGCUUCUUCCAGCUCUAGUUUUUGGUGGGGACACCACCAAUCUCUCUUUACUUGCUAAGGUUUCUGGUCAGCCAUUGAGAGAUCUUGCAAUAUGCCAUUUUGUGCCAAUUUUUGCAGUAUGUAUGGCAUUAUAUUGUAGUGACAAGAAGGGAAGUGAAAAAGGGGCUGCCGCGCUCCAGGGUUCACUUUUGUACAUUGCCGAAUUGACGGAGCCUGAACGAGACAAACUUAUAAAAAAACAUAUGGUAUCAAUUGUCAGUUAUAUUCUGUCACUUGCAUCUUCUGCUUUAAAGCCGACCAUUCCAUUCUUUUCCCAGGAUACAAUUGUGCUUGCAAUUCAAACAGUAGUUGAUGGAUUCUUGGAGACGGAUAAUCAUCCUGCAAACAUUUGUGUUGUUGAUAAAAUCAACAUCUUUCGUCCAGACAGAGUAUUUAUGUUUAUACUACAGAUGCAUUACAAAGUUACAGAAGCAGUUCAUUAUAGGCAUAGGUGUCAUCACUUGUCUGGAAUUCAUGUGCUUAUCAAUAUAAUUGGGCAUAGGGUAGUUGUUCCAAGCACUUCCUGUUAUCUUUUCAACUUAGUCGGACAAUUUGUCAGAUGUGAACCUUUACAAGAGCAAUGUUGUGUUAUUUUGUCCACGAUACUUGAAGCUUUCAAAAGCAACACUUCUAAAGAUGUCAUGAAUGUGCUAGGUGAACAACUCCAGUUUUUUGUAUCAAAGUUGGUAGCAUGUUGUAUUCCUUCUGCAGAUAAUGGUGAACCUUCUGGGUUUCCUUCUCAAGUUGUCUCUUUGCUUAAUCAACUAAUCGUGGAUUCUGAUCCUUUAUUGUAUGGUUACAUCAAAGAGUUGGAACCCUUCCCUGAUCUUGAGUGCUUUAACCAGAUACGGAGUUUUCAUCAGGAUUUGUGCAAAGCCUACUGUCCGAGAGAGCACUUUUUGAAGUUUGUUAGCAGAGCUUCCGACCUCCCAGAAAGAUUGCUUUCAUGGAGUCUUGAAGAAAUGCACAAAAAAUUACUUACGGAGGAGGUUAUUCGGCCAGAAAAAAAUGCUGAUGCUGUUGGGAAUUUUACUGUCUGGCAAUAUGAACCUGAAAUUGUUUCUGCUGCCUGGUCACUAGUCCGCUUGUGUGGUUCUAAUAAUUCUAUUAAAAUUCGACAAUUGGUGUCUGACUUCAUUUCUCGGGUUGGUUUUGGGGAUCCUCACUUAGUUGUUUUCCAUUUGCCAAAAGAUAUAUCUCCAAUCCCUUGUCCCCAGCCAGUUUCUCAUGGUAGUGGUACAAAAGUCAGUCCUGCUACUGGCAGUGGUGUAUCAGAAGAACUUCUGGUUACACUUAUAAGGCUGUUAAAGAAGUAUCUAUUGGAUCAUCCUGUGAAGAUAAUUGAUAUAGCUUCACAAGCUCUUCAGGGAAUACUUUCAACUAAUAGGGGUCAGGGAGCUCUGCUAUCUUUCGGUUCUUAUGAGAGGUCUCUUAUUGAGGUUCACUCGAAGGGUGUUAAAAUGGAAAUUGUUGAGAAGUUUCUAUUGGACUUAGAAAGAAAAUCCAAUGAUGAGGCUAUUUCUUUGGAGAACUCUUCUGUCUGGACAACACAUGGAAAAACAUAUGAUACCUGGAUAUGUCCCCUUGUUUACUCACUUAUUCGUUAUAGCAAUGAUAUGAUUCUAAGGUUAUGCCAAGAUAUAGUAUUGUUGAAGGCUGAAGUUGCUGAGCUGCUGCUGCCAAAUGUUCUUGCUAAUCUGGCUAGAAGGAAGGAUUUUAGUAUUGAUCUUUGCAAAUUAAUUUCAUCACAGGUUAGGGAAAAUGUUUUGAUUGAGUCUAAUGACUUGAUCAAAUCAGUUCAAGUCAUGUUGGAUGCACUGAAUGAGCUUCGAUUAUGUCAUGUCAUGGAGAGAGCUAGCUCAUCUUCAGUACUGCUUAAGCGAGAAAGUUCAAAGAAUGGUAGGCCUUCUGGUUACAGCUCAAGAUCUCGUUCCUCAUCUGAGAAAGUGAAAGAUGCCACAUCAGGGGCAAUGGCAAUGCCAACUUUGUUAUGGGAAAAGGUGUAUUGGCUUUCGAUCGAUUAUCUUGUUGUUGCAAAGUCUGCAAUUCACUGUGGCUCAUACUUCACUGCUGUGAUGUAUAUCGAACAUUGGUGUGAAGAGCAUUUCAACAGCCUCACACUGGGGAGCCCUGAUUUCUCUCCUCUUGAGCUGCUACCACCUCAUAUUGAAAUGCUAGUUUCAGCGGUCACACAAAUCAAUGAACCUGACAGUUUAUAUGGGAUCAUCCAGUCACACAAGCUAACAUCUCAAAUCAUUACCCAUGAACAUGAGGGUAACUGGAGCAAGGCUCUUGAGUAUUACGACUUACAAGUAAGAUCUGCCCAAGGAGUGGAAACGGAUGGUGUUUCAAACAAUUUUUCAACAGAACCUUCCACAUCUUGUCAACUUUCCUUCCCCAAAUCUGAUGAUGAGGAUAGGCGGAGGAAACCUUUCAUAGGGUUGAUGAGGUCUUUGCAGCAAAUUGGAUGCACACACAUACUAGAUUUGUAUUGUCAAGGUUUGACUUCUCAGAAGGGCAUGUCUCAUCAUGAUCCUGAAUUUUCCGAAUUACAGUAUGAAGCCGCUUGGCGUGCUGGAAACUGGGACUUCUCCUUACUUAACACUGAAGCUAGUCUGUCACCUUCGAGCCAGUGCAUUAAAAAUAAUCAUUUUAACGAAAAUUUACACAGUUGCUUGAGAGCAUUGCAAGAAGGAGAUUUCAAUGAAUUUCAUAUGAGGCUUGGAGAUUCAAAGCAGGAGCUUGUUCUGUCGAUAUAUCAUGCAAGCAAGGAGAGUACUCAAUACAUCUAUUCAUCUAUUGUUAAACUUCAGAUUUUGGACCAUCUUGGCAUGUCUUGGAAUUUACGUUGGAAAUCUUCUCCAUCUGGAACAAUAAAAUACCAUCAGGAGAAGCAAAAGAUUUUCUCUGAAUCCAUCACCCCUACCCUUGCUGAGUUAGAGUGGCUAAACACAAAUUGGAGUUGCAUUUUGAAACAAACACAACUACAUACGAACUUGUUGGAACCGUUCAUAGCAUUCCGGCGAGUUCUACUUCAAGUUUUAGGUUGCAACGAAUGCACGGUACAACACCUUUUGCAAUCUGCUUCCAUUCUUCGAAAGGGAUCUAGAUAUUCUCUAGCUGCUGCAGCUUUGCAUGAAUUCAAAUUCCUCAGUUCUGGGACAGAAAGACAACAUGCAAACUCAUAUUUAUGUUGCCUGGGGAGGCUUGAAGAAGCCAAGCUUUUACGGGCCCAAGGUCGACAUGAGAUGGCUAUCAAUCUUGCACGAUAUAUUUUAAAGCAUUAUCAUUUGAAUGGGGAAGCUUCAAAUAUACAUCGCUUGGUUGGCAAGUGGUUGGCAGAAACUCGAUCUAGCAACUCAAGAACUAUUUUGGAUCAGUACCUGAAACGUGCUGUGGAGCUCGUAGAGUGCAAUGAUAAAAGUGACAGAAGGUGCAUAGCAAGGCAGUGCCAAACACAUUUCCAUCUUGCACACUACACUGAUGCUUUAUUUAGGAGUUAUGAAGAAAGGCUUAAUUCAAAUGAAUGGCAAGCAGCUAUGCGAUUGAGGAGACAUAACAAAAAUGAGUUAGAAGCUCUCAUUAAGCGGCUGAAAAGUUCAACAAAGGGUGAGAAGAUCGACUAUUCAGCAAAGAUACAAGAACUGCAGAAGCAGCUUACCAUAGACAAAGAGGAGGCUGAACGAUUGCAGGAUGACAGGGACAAUUUCCUCAGUUUAGCAUUGGAAGGUUAUAAGCGCUGUUUGGUGAUAGGGGACAAGUAUGAUGUUAGAGUGGUGUUUCGACUUGUUUCCUUGUGGUUCGAUCUCUCUUCAAGACCCAAUGUUGUAAAUGGCAUGCUUAGCACAGUAAAGGAGGUUCAGUCAUACAAGUUUGUACCACUGGUGUAUCAAAUUGCUUCAAGAAUGGGUGGAUCAAAAGAUGGGCAGGGACCACAUACUUUCCAGUAUGCUUUGGUCUCUCUUGUGAAGAAGAUGGCCAUUGACCAUCCAUAUCAUACACUCUUUCAGCUUCUCGCUCUAGCAAAUGGUGACCGUGUUAAAGACAAGCAACGUAGCAGAAACUCAUUUGUGGUUGACAUGGACAAAAAACAUGCUGCCGAAAAUCUCUUAAAUGAGUUAUCAUCAUGCCAUGGAGCCAUCUUAAGACAGAUGAAACAAAUGGUUGAAAUUUACAUCAAACUUGCUGAACUGGAGAUGAAAAAAGAGGAUACUAAAAGAGAAAUACUGCUACCGCGAGAAAUCCGCAGUUUUCGUCAGCUCGAACUUGUGCCUGUAAUAACAGCCACUUUUCCUGUGGAUCGUAGUUGUCAAUAUCCAGAAGGAUCUUUUCCGCACUUCAAGGGCUUAGCAGAUUCGGUCAUGAUAAUGAAUGGUAUCAAUGCCCCAAAAGUGGUCGAAUGCAUAGGCUCAGAUGGUUGCAAAUAUCGUCAACUAGCAAAAUCCGGAAAUGAUGACCUGAGACAAGAUGCCGUUAUGGAACAAUUUUUUGGUUUAGUAAACACCUUUUUACAGAAUCAUCGUGAUACACAGCAGAGAAGAUUACGAAUACGCACAUACAAGGUUGUUCCUUUUACCCCAAGUGCCGGUGUUCUUGAAUGGGUUGAUGGCACAAUUCCACUCGGUGAAUAUCUUAUUGGAAGCUCGAGGAGCGGAGGAGCCCAUGGGUGUUAUGGGAUAGGAGACUGGUCGUACAUGGAAUGCCAGGGGAAAAUGAUAAAUGAAAAGGACAAGCGAGCGGCAUUUCAUAAAGUCUGCGAGAACUUCAGACCUGUCAUGCACUACUUUUUCUUGGAGAGAUUCUUCCGACCUGCUGAUUGGUUUGAGAAGAGACUUUCUUACUCACGAAGUGUAGCAGCUAGUUCAAUGGUUGGUUACAUUGUUGGACUAGGAGACCGACAUUCGUUCAAUAUUCUCAUUGAUCAAGCCACUGCAGAAGUAGUUCACAUUGAUCUUGGUGUUGCCUUUGAGCAGGGUCUAAUGCUCAAAACACCAGAGCGGGUACCAUUUAGGCUUACAAGAGACAUCAUAGAUGGUAUGGGAGUCACUGGUGUGGAGGGUGUUUUCAGAAGAUGUUGUGAGGAAACUCUCUCUGUUAUGAGGGCGAAUAAGGAAGCACUACUUACUAUCAUUGAAGUUUUUAUCCAUGACCCACUUUAUAAGUGGGCUCUCUCACCUCUGAAGGCUUUGCAGCGUCAAAAGGAAACAGAUGAUGAUAUUGACUCAAGUUUGCAAGAGUCGCAAGAUGUAUAUGAAGGGAACAAGGAUGCAGCACGUGCAUUGAUGCGUGUCAAACAAAAGCUGGAUGGGUAUGAAGAGGGUGAAAUGAGAAGUGUGCAUGGUCAGGUCCAACAACUUAUCCAAGAUGCAAUUGAUUCAGAACGUUUGUGUCAACUCUUUCCUGGAUGGGGAGCUUGGUUGUGAUAACUAGCGUUAUCAGCUAUGGCAGCUCUGGCAACCAUACACAUUGUACAGGAGAACUUCCUAUGGGGAAUUGUAUUUGUUCUUUCUUUUCUUUUUCUCUUUUCCCUCCCGAUUUUGUCAUUUGAGUCUGUAUUGGAUGUUGUUGCUGCCAUAUAUCAUGAGAGUUUUCAUCUUUUUUGUA